AUGUCGAGGCUGGCUAAGUGGGUGGCUUCAGCGGCUCCGAAGUAUGUUACACUUACCUACCGUUACGGAAUGGAAAAGGGCCUUCCAGCACUUAUUAAAUUUUCCAAAUAUGCCAAAGUAGAAUUGAGGCCACCAACGGUGUCCGAACUUACGCCAGCACUUGAAGAAGGCAGAUCCAUUAUCAACUUUUUCAGAUCCGGUGCAUGGAAGCAAAAAACCGUCAAGGAUUUCGCUCUGGAUACCGCCGUUGCGAUCGAGGUGUUAAUGUGGUUCUUUGUCGGAGAAAUAAUCGGUCGAAGAAGUCUGAUUGGAUACAAGAAAGUGAAGGGGGCCUAUAUUGUGUCGCAUUAA
Messenger RNA from Hydatigera taeniaeformis, 351 nucleotides. The record is from the annotation of a GenBank genome assembly. NCBI's taxonomy places the organism in Eukaryota, Metazoa, Platyhelminthes, Cestoda, Cyclophyllidea, Taeniidae.